Messenger RNA from Pomacea canaliculata, 2222 nucleotides. RefSeq names its product DNA nucleotidylexotransferase-like. Gene Ontology annotation, cellular component: nucleus. Lineage: Eukaryota; Metazoa; Mollusca; Gastropoda; Architaenioglossa; Ampullariidae. The record is from RefSeq and is a predicted model, not a curated record. Gene Ontology annotation, biological process: double-strand break repair via nonhomologous end joining. Gene Ontology annotation, molecular function: DNA-directed DNA polymerase activity; DNA binding.
UCCAGCAAUCCGUCGAAGUAAACCGAAAAUGGCCACCACGAGCGGUGAUAGAGAUGCUGUCGUCUACAUUAUGCCCCAGAGGAUCCCUAAAAGAAUGUUGCAAGACAUAAAAAGUGCAGUUCUGCGUACGAAUAUCCCAGUUGCUGAAAAGUUUGACCAAAGCGUGAGUCACAUAGUAACAAAAUACACAGAGUACGAUCAGGUGGUUCGACAGCUUCGACGUGAUGGUACUUUGGACACCGGUGACAGUAUAGAACUAUCUUCACAAGUUGUUUCCCUUCCAUGGCUUUCUGAAUGCCUAAAAGAAAGAUGUAUUGUUCCUGUUGAGCAAAGUCACAAAAUCCAGAACAAAGAUCAACAGAGCUGUCUUAAAGAAGCAACACAAACUGCAAAGAAUCAGGACAAAGCAAUUAUUCCAAGUUGGGCCUGUCAGAGAGUGACGCCUUUAAAACAUCUAAAUGAGAAAUUUACAAAUGCACUGGAGACUUUGGAGGAGCAUGCUGAAUUUAGAGAUGGGGAGAACGACUAUUCAAGAGCAUUGGCAUUCCGCCGUGCAUCCUGUGCCCUCAAGAGCCUUCCAUUCCAGGUUGAGCGGAUCAGUCAAGUAGAAGGCUUGAAGGAUUUUGGUAGCCAUGUUCUUAGAGUGAUGGAGAACAUAAUUGAAGAUGGAUACAGCGAAGAAGUGAAGAGGGUUUCGGAUGAAUGGUUUUCUUUGAUGAAGUUGUUUACCAGUGUUUAUGGUGUUGGACCAGCACAGCCAAGAAAUGGCUUAAAAAGAUGGAAAUCCAUUGAUGAUGUCCGCCAGCACAACACCAACAUCAAGGAUGAACGAAUAUUGUGGGGACUGGCGUAUCACGAGGACCUGACGGACAGCGUGAAGAGGGUGGAGGCGGACGUGUUCGUGAGGCUGGUGCAGCGGGAGGCGGAGGCCAUCCUGCCGGGCGUCAUUGUCCAACUGACUGGGGGCUUUAGAAGAGGCAAAUUAAUGGGCCAUGACGUCGACAUCCUCCUGACUCAUCGAGAGGAAGGCAAGGAGCAGGGCUUGCUGACAUCCCUUCUGAAGGCCCUGGAUAGGAGACAGAUGGUUUUGACCGGCCAGUGGCUGAAGAGCACGUUCACCUCAGACGACUUUCAUCGAGACUCCAAGUCCACCCUUGACCAGUUUGAGAAGUGGCUCGGCAUCUGCAAGUUCGAGAAGGCCUGGUCAGCCGAAAACUCGGGUUACGCAUGCGCAUCAGUUGGGAGCGACGAACCACGUAGUGAGGACCCUGAUGACGGAGCAGCGGGGAACAGGGAUAAACCGCCUGACGACGCGACCAGCGCCCCCACGGCCUGCAAACGGCAGAAGACAGACAGCUCUUCUGCCCCUGCCCUGCCCCCGUCGUGCCGGUCACGUGUCCCUACCCUGCCAGGACGUUCUUCAGACCGCACGUGGAAGGCGCGGCGCGUGGACCUGAUUGUGGCACCGUACUCGCAGUACUUCUACGCGCUGGUCGGCUGGACAGGCAACAAACACUUUAAUCGCGACCUGCGCUUGUACGCGCAGCGAGAAAUGAACAUGAAGCUGUCCAGCCACGGCCUUUGGGACUCGUCAAAGAACAUUAGCCUCCCUGCAGCAAACGAGGAGGAGGUGUUCAAAAAUCUGAAUCUGGACUAUAGAGAACCGUGGGAGAGAAAUUGCUGAUGAGGCUGAAUUGGUUAGGCCAUUGUGGCGAUAACAGCUGUCUCCAGCUCAGGGCUGCAUCUUCUAACAGGCGCUGGUGCGAGCUUCCUCAAUAUGUAAGACGAGGACGGAGAACAAAAUGUGAUAUAGAAAAUGGAGUCAUGCACAUACACACACGAUAAGUAACCAAAAACAAAAGGAAGACAGUGGGAAAAAAAGAGGACAGGAGAUCAGAGCUUUUCAUUGAUCUUUGCUUUAAUCUUUCACAAUCUGAGAUUGAAGAUUUAUAGUUGAAAGAUGUGGUUCCUAGUGUGUCUAUUGUACAUCUAAUAAUCAGGUAAAACAAAGUAUAUCUUGGUUCACGAGAAGUCCAUCAUUUAAUGUCGAUUUCUUUCUUGCACCUUGUCUGUCCACAGUGACACAUAGUUGAUCAGUGUUUAAAAAAAUGUAUUCUGUGCUGUACAUGUACAUAGAAACCUCUUAAGAUUGUAUUCUAAUUGUAAAGAAAUGCAGCUUUGAAAUCCAGAGUGCAUUCCUAUUAAAAUUUUGAGGACGUCUA